UAGAUGGAGAGGAAUGUGUGAUGUACAGCGUGACACAGCGAGAGUAGUACGAACUGUCUUCAUACACGCUGAACCCCAAAUCCCAGCUUCUUCUGCUCGUUCUCUAGCCCCCAAUUCCAAUCUAGAUCUCAGGAGUGUGAUCUCAAACCGAGAUCGAUCAAUGAUGGCAUCGGAGCCGGUCGCGCUACCGGACGACGCGCUCGCGGAGGUCCUCCGGCGUCUCCCCCCGCACAUCCUGGCCGAGGCCUGGCGGGUCUGCAAGGCGUGGCGCGACGCAGUCGACAACCGCCUGCGCGGCAGCAUGCUUUCGCGCUCGGUGCACGGCAUCUUCAUCACCUUCACGGAGUGGCACUUCUCGUUCUCGGAGUUCUUCUUCCGCCCCUCGAGGGGCCCGGCGAUCGACGGAGGGCUCUAUUUCCUGCCGUACAUGGGCGUCAAGGUCACGGACCACUGCGAGGGCCUUUUGCUUUGCCAUGAGUCGAGCGACGAUGCACUGCCGCGCCCGCGCGAGUACGUCGUCAACCCGGCCACCCGUCGGUGGGCGCGUUUGCCCAAACGCCCCUUGCCGCACAUGCCAGGAUUAGAAUACACCGCCCACCUCGCGUUCGAGCCCGCCGUGUCACCGCACUACCAGGUCUUUCUGAUCCCACGCGUACCAUGGCGACUUCCAGCCGACGGCGAAUCCGACGACGACAAUCCGUUGCUCGAAUUGGAAUGGCCUCCCGUGUCAUACCUCAUCCAUGUGUUCUCGUCGGUGACUCAGCGAUGGGACGAGACGACCUUCCUUCGAGAAGGGGAGGCUGACGGGAUCGUCGCCGACAUGCAGUCGAAUUGGUGGUAUGACCAGUCUCUUUAUCGUGGCGUCUACUGGCAAAAUGCACUCUACAUCCAUUGCCAACAUGGCUAUCUUACGAGGAUGUCCAUGUCAGAUCAUACAUACAGAGUAAUUAAACUACCAGGUACUGGUGAAUUGAUAGCAUAUUCCUACCACCAUCUCGGGAGGUCAUCGCGAGGGGUGUAUGUUGAAUAAAUAGGCAAUUUCUCGAUUAAAUUAAGCCACGAGUAAAUCACUAGCAUGGCAUUGACACAUAUGAUCGCAUACUGAU
Molecule: messenger RNA, 1106 nt
Organism: Triticum aestivum (bread wheat)
Lineage: Eukaryota; Viridiplantae; Streptophyta; Magnoliopsida; Poales; Poaceae
Exons: 2
Coding region: 14-1030 (338 amino acids)
Molecular function (GO): protein binding
Source: RefSeq, a predicted model, not a curated record